Messenger RNA from Solea senegalensis (Senegalese sole), 2829 nucleotides. RefSeq names its product dual specificity phosphatase 14 (gene dusp14). The record is from RefSeq and is a predicted model, not a curated record. Gene Ontology annotation, molecular function: MAP kinase tyrosine/serine/threonine phosphatase activity. The coding region runs from base 101 to 736 and encodes 211 amino acids. Lineage: Eukaryota; Metazoa; Chordata; Actinopteri; Pleuronectiformes; Soleidae. Gene Ontology annotation, biological process: protein dephosphorylation. The transcript has a single exon. Gene Ontology annotation, cellular component: cytoplasm.
ACUGCACGACUGCUCCCUCCUCACGACGAUGACUCUCAGCUCCUGAUUGAUUGAUUUUUUUUCUCGUCACCAUCCGUCUUGAAGCCCAAUUGAUUCCUCGAUGGGUUCCCGCAGCCAAGGAUUCUUCCAUCACCACCAUCACCACCACCACCGUAGCUCCAUGGUGCCCACCACCGUGCCGAGGCUUCUGCCCGAGAACGGCAGCCUGUUGGGCGGCAUUGCGCAGAUCACACCUAACCUCUUCCUCAGCAGAGGGAAUGUGGCGUCAAACCGCAGCCUGCUGUUGUCCAAAGGCAUCACCUGUGUGGUCAACGCCACCAUCGAGCUGCCAAACUUCAACUGGCCUCACAUGGAGUACGUCAAGGUUCCGUUGGCGGAUAUGCCACACUCUCCCAUCUCCUUGUACUUCGACAGCGUGGCGGAUAAGAUCCACAGCGUGGGACGCAAGCGAGGGGCAGUGCUGGUGCACUGCGCGGCGGGCGUGAGCCGCUCAGCCUCCCUGUGCCUGGCCUACCUCAUGAAGUAUCACCGUGUGUCUCUGGCAGAGGCUCACGCCUGGGUCAAAGCCCGGCGACCCGUCAUCAGGCCCAACGGUGGCUUCUGGCGGCAGCUCAUCGAUUAUGAGAGGAAGCUGUUUGGUAGGAACUCUGUGAAGAUGGUGCAGACGCCAUACGGGGUCAUACCCGACGUGUACGAGAAGGACCGCAGGAACCUGGCUCCAUACUGGGGCCUGUGAGAGGCGGCUGUGGGGGUUUAGGCCUGUUCUGGACAGGUGACAUGGGACACGUGUGAGUGUAGAUCUGUGAGAAGCUUAUUUAACGAAUGUCGGUGUAUGUGGACAAAGGGAAUAGAACCAAAUGUUGGUUGUUGACGGCGCUGCUGUUCAUCCAGUCAGUCGCCUCCAUUUUGCCUUUGAGUGGGAGAAAAACCACAGAAUCCUUUGGACCAAAGGAUCAACAGCUCAUGUCAAAACAAGAUGAAACACUCAGAGAGUGAAAGUUGGUGCUGUCUGUUCUGGUCUGAUGUUCUGGUCUGAUGAUCUGGUUCCAGUUAGGGAUGGGUAUUGAGAGCCGGUACUAAAUUGGUACCAGUUGCUCAUUGGUCAGUACCAAAGUAUCAAUAGGUGUCCGAACAAAUAAUUCCGCUAUCAAUAUUUAUCCUACAUUUAUUCUAAUUUUACCUUAGAACAGCUGGAAAUGGGAAAAUUCUAACACAUGUUGCUAGUAUUUGCUAGCAUCAAGCACUAUGUGUGAUGUUGUGCUGUUUUCUGGUUCAUAUUGUCUUUUCUAAAUUUAGCACAAAUGCAUUGACUUGUAUGUUAAAAAUAUUGUUGCUAGUAAACACGAGCAACCACACAAAACAAACAAAAACUAGUUUUACAGCUUUAACAAAGCUAUAAUUUCUGCUGCUGCUAAAAGAACUGUUCUCUCUGCAGCCAAAAAGCACUGUAAAUUUUUGUCUCUCUUUGCUAAAUUUAGCGCAAAUUAAGUAAAACAUGUUGUUGCAAAUAAACUAGCAACUCACGAAACGCUACAAACCAAUAAUACAAAACUAAUAUUUCUACUGCCGCUAAUAGAAGAGUAGCAGACAAGCAUUAAAAGGUUUGGGCUGUCUUUGCAUAAAUUAUGCUACGUAUAUGUAAAAUUGUAGCAACAACACGAAAAAAAACAUAAAAAUUCAAAGGUCAGUGCUAUAAGUUUUACUAGUUUAGCACAGUUAACUUUUCUGCUGCUGCUAACAGAAGUGUAGCAGAUAAAUGUUAGAAUGUUUGGGCUCUUUUUGCAAAAUGUUAGCACAAAUGUAUUGACUUAAAUGUAAAAAGGUAGUCACAAGUUAACACUAGCAACACCACAAAAAACACUUACUAAUCAUGUUUUACUUCUUAGCAAAGCUAACAUUUCUGCUGCUGGAAGUGUAUCAGAUAAGUGUUAAAAAGUUUGCUAAAUUUUAGUGCAAAUGUUUUGUCGUAUAUGUAGAAAGGUAGUUAAAAUUAAACACUAGCAACCCACAAAAAACACAAUCAUGUUUUACUUCUUUAGCAAAGCGAAUAUUUCUGCUGCCGCUAACAGAAAUGCAGUGGAUAAAUGUUAGAGAAGUUUUGUCUCUCUUUUUAAAUUUAGCACAAAUUAAGUGAACAGUGGCAACCCCACGAAAAACACUUUGGAAUGUAAAAGUUUAAUAACAUCAGGCAGGGCAACAAACUUUAGAUUUCUGCUGCUGCUGCUAACAGAAGUGUAGCAGAUAAGCGUCAGAAAGUUUGGGCUGUCUUUGCUAAAUUUAGCGCAAAUGAAAAAAAUACAAAAGUCUAAUAGCAUGAGUCAGUGCAACAAGUUUUACAAGCUUAGCACAGCUAAGGUUUCUGCUGCUGCUAACUAAUGUGUAGCAGAUAAACGAAAGGUAAUGCAAUGUAUAAGCAAAAAUGUAGUAAAAAAACACUAAUCAUGUUUUAAUUACUUUAGUAAGGCUAACAUUUCUGCUGCUGCUAACAGAAAUGCAGUGGAUAAAUUUUAGUCUUUUUUUAAAGUUUGGGCUCUCUUUGCUAAAUAUAGCACAAAUAAAGUGACAUAUUUACGUAAAAGAAUUAUUGUAAGUAAAGGUUGGGCUCUCUUUUCACAAAAUUUAACAGAAAUUAAGUGGCAUGUACAUGUAAAAAAAUAAAUUGCGAUUAAAUGGGGUAAAAGCUAGCAAAGAUUCAUGUGUAGCUGAAGUUUAUCGUAAAAAAAGUCCUCUGGUGGUGAACUAGGAAGUCGCGUAUCCUUAGCACCACUUUAUAGACAAGUAUUGAUAUGUAUCGGUAUUGAUAAGCAGUAUCAGUAUUGAAAAAAAAAA